This is a messenger RNA of Nerophis ophidion (straightnose pipefish), 1992 nucleotides long. RefSeq names its product FXYD domain containing ion transport regulator 5 (gene fxyd5). Gene Ontology annotation, cellular component: membrane. The coding region runs from base 71 to 532 and encodes 153 amino acids. Gene Ontology annotation, biological process: regulation of sodium ion transmembrane transporter activity. The record is from RefSeq and is a predicted model, not a curated record. NCBI's taxonomy places the organism in Eukaryota, Metazoa, Chordata, Actinopteri, Syngnathiformes, Syngnathidae. The transcript is spliced from 11 exons. Gene Ontology annotation, molecular function: sodium channel regulator activity.
CUCUGGAGCACAAUGGCUACCAAGGUAGCCAGGGACUGCAGAUGGAAAUGAACUAUUUAGCUAUAGUCUGAUGUACCUGGCCUAUUUGUUCUGUCUCCUCUCCGUGCUGUCCAACGUGUCAGAGGCUCUUACCGCUGAGCCUUCCACUUUCAUGCCAGAUGGAAAAGGACAGGAAGCCACCAAAUUUCCUGAGUCGACUGUGAUCACCUUAAACCAGAGUUUCAUCAGCACCACAAAGCCACAAACGACCACCUCAGCAGCUUCCACAAAGGGGACAACCCAGCAGCAAACUAGCGACAAAGUGACAUCCACACCAGCGACAUCUUCUCCAAGCACGACCAAAAUGGGGAGCCGUCAGCCUCCUGCCUGGGAUCCAGCUUGGAAUAAAGAUUUCACCUAUGAUUACGCAACUUUGCGAAAAGCUGGCCUGUCCAUUGCAGCGGUUAUGUUCCUGAUGGGCACCUUCAUCCUCGGCUGUGAUAAAGUCUGCCGGCUGCCCAAGUGCUGCAAGAGGUCAUCAAAGUCAUAUUGACAGGAGCAAAGAAGAGAUACAGUCAUGAAAAUGCUGGAAAGGAUGUGUUGAAAAAUGACAAAUACAACUGAAUUUGUCUAUUCAGAACUGGACAGAAAAGGGUAAAACUGGCAAUAAAGUGACAUUAUUCACUUUUUGUCAUGUUAUUUUAUUUUAGGAUGGAAAAUUAGAACCUGGUCAUUUUAUUGUGUUUAGUAAAACACAUCGAAGUGGUUCUACGCUAAUGAAAAAAGUACCCGAAAGAAUACAAGUCACGGACAUGGCACUUUCACCAUGGCAAUAAACAUGAGGCAAAAAAGAAAAAGGGGAAAACAUUUUAAAAAACAUUUAAUGGCAUAAUCAAUUCCAUACAGUACAUUUUCCAACUGAUUUGAGCGCUUAGCCUCCAAAUCUGCUAUGAAAUGUUUGUUUUUGUUGUUGGUUUGGUCUACUACUUACUAAAAAAUGUUGGCACAAAUGAACUGAUACAAAAGUACAAAUACUUAAAAAUUUAAACAAGUAUUUUACAAUCUUUUUGCUAAACUGACAAACACUAAGUAAGCAGUAGAGGGUAUCACAAUUUCAUAGACACAAGCAUACACAGUAUCAAAUAAAGGUCAUAAUGUAAAUAUAUUGCUUUGUGAAUUUGUACAGACAUUUAAAGCUACAAUAUGUUGAGAAAGUGUUAAGACAGUUCGAUUAAAAAAUUAGCCUGGCUAAGAUAUGUUAGAUAUAUGCACAAGCUGAUUUUUACCUGCCAGGAAUGUUGAAUACAAAGUAACCAUGCACGUGUGCAGGUAUAAAAUGUGAAAUGGUUUAUUUUGCAAUUGGUUAUAUUGACUUGUUAAAUGUGGAAUAACACUGGUCAAAAGUUUAGACACUUUCUUAUUCAAAAGCAUGAACAGUACGUGUGGGAACAACUCCAAAUCGUCAAGCAUGCUCACUUUUGCUGAAAAAACCCCCCAAAAAAACAGUGACUUACUGUAAUCGUGAAAAUGAACUAGCUAUUACGCUGUUUUGUUGCAGUAUUUGUUCAUUGUAUUUCACUUAGAUUUACUUUUAGCCUCAUCUACACCUAGUACAUUAGUGACUACUGUAAAUGCUCCAAUUAUUGUCCAGAAAAGCAAAUGACGGUUUUUCAUUAUCACUUGGUCAAAAACAUUACCAUUAACAGCUGUGGUUGUAGGUAACCUUCGGAUGUAGCAUUUGAUAGCUCCACAAGAUGACAGUAACUGCAUCAGUAGUAUGAGUGAUCAGCACUAUUAAUGCUGGCUGAACAGUUACUGGUAUAAAAAAAGUGGUUCUGUUGUACAAUAUAGCCUCAUCACAUCAGACCACUCACAGUGAACCAAUAAAGCUGCUCACAUUAAAUCAAAUGUACUCACACAAUCAUUCAGUCAGCCAUUUAUCAUGUUAUGGACUUACCAUCGUCAUGAAGAAGAAAAGACGAAAUACACACAGCUCAGCCAAAAACCGUCACA